Molecule: messenger RNA, 2627 nt
Organism: Acanthochromis polyacanthus (spiny chromis)
Lineage: Eukaryota; Metazoa; Chordata; Actinopteri; Pomacentridae
Product: sodium- and chloride-dependent GABA transporter 2-like
Exons: 15
Coding region: 124-1959 (611 amino acids)
Biological process (GO): sodium ion transmembrane transport
Cellular component (GO): membrane
Source: RefSeq, a predicted model, not a curated record
AGCAUUACAAACACCCACCCCUCUUUCCAGUCAGGUUAAAUACUAAAACUUGAGCGUAUACAGAAAUCCUCAACAGUUUCAGCCUUUGAGACAAGAUCAGACAGAAGACCAAGUGACACUGCAAUGAAAAGAGACUCUGCCAAAGCAGGCCUCCCCAACGGCAUCAGCCAUGUUAAAGACAUGCUGCCGCCCUCGGAGGAGAAGAUGGAGGAGCGGGGCCAGUGGAGCAACAAGUUGGAGUUCAUCCUGUCGGUCGCUGGCUCCAUCAUCGGCCUUGGCAACAUGUGGCGCUUCCCUUACCUCUGCUACAAGAACGGAGGAGGUGCGUUCCUCAUCCCAUACCUGAUCUUCCUGUUCACCUGUGGCGUUCCCGUCUUCUUCCUGGAGACAGCGCUGGGUCAGUUCACCAGCGAGGGAGGAAUCACCUGCUGGAGGAAAAUCAGCCCCUUGUUUGAAGGUCUUGGCUACGGCACCCAGGUGAUCGUGACUCUGUUGAACUUCUACUACAUCAUCGUUCUGGCCUGGGGGAUUUUCUACUUGUCUUUCUCCUUUUCUUGGGAUCUGGCCUGGUCUUCCUGCAACAACACGUGGAACACAGAAAACUGCGUGGAGUUCCAGAGAAGAAACACCUCCAUCAACCACACAAUCAACCUCAACACCACCUCUCCUGUCAUGGAGUUCUGGGAGAGGAGAGCACUGAGGAUUUCCCCGGGCAUCGACCACAUGGGCUCUCUGAACUGGGACCUGGCCUUGUGUCUGCUCAUCGCCUGGGUCAUGUGCUACUUCUGCAUCUGGAAGGGUGUGAAAUCCACAGGAAAGGUGGUCUACUUCACGGCGACCUUCCCCUAUGUGAUGCUGAUCGUGCUGUUGAUCAGAGGACUCACCCUGCCUGGUGCUGGAAUCGGCAUCCAGUUCUACCUUUACCCCGACUUAGGCCGACUCUCAGACCCGCAGGUGUGGAUGGACGCUGGCACCCAGAUCUUCUUCUCUUACGCCAUCUGUCUGGGCUCUCUGACUGCUCUGGGCAGCUACAACAAAUACAACAAUAACUGCUACAGAGACUGUUUGUCUCUAUGCUUCCUGAACAGCGGCACCAGUUUUGUUGCAGGCUUUGCGAUCUUCUCCAUCCUCGGUUUCAUGUCCUAUGAACAGAAUGUUCCCAUCUCAGAAGUGGCAGAAUCUGGUCCUGGACUGGCCUUCAUUGCUUACCCUCGUGCUGUGUCCAUGAUGCCUUUCUCUCCUCUGUGGGCCGCCCUCUUCUUCAUCAUGAUUGUUUUUCUGGGGCUGGACAGCCAGUUUGUGUGUGUUGAGAGCCUUGUGACAGCGAUCGUCGACAUGUAUCCUGCUGUGUUCCGACGUAAGAACCGCAGGGAGCUCUUCCUGUUGGUCGUGGUCCUCUUCUCCUUCUUCAUGGGCCUCAUCAUGCUGAUGGAGGGCGGCAUGUACGUCUUCCAGCUCUUUGAUUAUUAUGCAGCCAGCGGCAUGUGUCUCCUCUUCAUGGCCAUCUUUGAGACUGUCUGCAUUGCCUGGGUCUACGGUGCGGAUCGUUUCUAUGACAACAUCGAGGACAUGAUCGGGUACCGCCCCGGACCUUACAUCAAAUACUGCUGGUUGUUCUUCACUCCAGCCACCUGCAUUGGUACCUUCGCCUUCUCCCUCAUUAAAUACACGCCUCUGAAGUACAACAAUGAGUACGUUUAUCCGUGGUGGGGUUAUGUGAUUGGCUGGCUGCUCGCUCUUUCCUCGAUGGUCUGCAUCCCACUUUGGAUGGCGUACAAGAUCAGCACCACUCAGGGAACACUCAGAGAGCGCAUCCAGUUGCUCAUCACACCAUCUGAUGAUUUACCCAAAACCAAGAGGGAGCAGGAGAGGUUACUGGCCAUUUUCGCUCCCGAGACAGACGCCGCCAAAUCCACAAACGGCUACUUCCCCGUCUCGGAGACAGACUCCAACUUGUGAGGCCUCGGCGGUGAUUUCAUCUUUGACUCGCUGCACCCUUAAAAGGAAUCUGGAUGUGGAGAAAAAAAACACAUGGAAGUGCCACAUUAUACACUUUAAUACACAGCAGAUACGGAGGACUCAGGAGAUAUUAGAGCUACAGUGUGCUGGGUUUGGCCUUUUUGUACAUUAAGCCAAAAUAAAUUCUAAAGCAGUUGCCAUUUAUUGAAUUACUUAGAGUGGACAAGGGCAUUUUUCAGGGACAAAAGUAAUUGGCAUAUACUGUAUAUAGGAUGAUGUUUGUAUGUAACACAAAUAUAGCAAAAAUCAGUGAUAAAGGAAUAGCUUAACCAUUGGAUGCUAGUAAAAGGUGGGAUAAAUACAGAUACAGCAACUUCUUGAAGUUUCUUUAUGCAUGUGAACCCACUUCACGGCUGUUAAGUCAUAUUUGUAUCAUACUGUUGUACUGUGAUGAAUGAUUGAGGAGAUUUUCCUGUUGUAUUUACAGGAAAUGAGAUAAAUGUGUAAUGCUAGGUCCAUAAACACAUGGAUAUAUAGAAUAGGAUUUUACUGCAGUAGCUAUAGGACUAACUGUAGUUGCAUUUUUGUACUGUAACAUACUAUGACUGUACAAAGAAAUGUGAAUCUUGUAAGUAUGGUUUUAAAUAAAGAUUGUAUGUUGUCUUGAA